UAAUGUUGAUAGCAAAUCGGAAGUAAACAAACUUCGCUAGCAAGUACAGAAUGAUCCAAGGAGGCGUCGUAAAUGUACUUUUGCAAGUGAACACGUUGUCCAGGACUGAAUCAUGCACACGAGCUCGAACGUGACAAUAGAGCACCAGCCCAUUUUUGCACGAGGGACUAAUUGCCAUCCAGAGUUGGCCAGCGCACGUUUCCCCGAGUAUGUAGGCAGUCCAGUGCCGCAUCGAGGAGAUUCGGGGGCGGAGGGAGCACCGCUGCCGCACGCGAGACGCUGGCAGCUCGGCAUCACGCGGAGCAGCCGGUCACCGAGCCACCGGAGCGUUCCUAAUCGACAUAUGGGAAUACAAGGUGGCGAGCUUGAGGUCACACCGGGCUCGGGAGCACUGCGAGGGACCCGUGCCGCGAGCGUCGUCGCCCCCGAGACGGCAAGAGAGACAUCCUUGCCUCCAUCCCUCCGAGAGCCCAUCUGACACCAGCGGCAGCAUCUCAUUGACAUCAAAACGGAAAAUAAAAAGACUCCAGAGAGCUCGUGCGGCUGAUGGUGGCAACACACUUCCUCGCGCAUCGCAGUUUAAGGACGAUGUGACGACGCGAGCUGGAGAAGAUACAGCUGGCACACUUUAAAGAAUGCCGCGUGUGGGGGGAAAUGGAGAGCAAAUGGCACUGAAAGAAAGGGUCGAGGUCACUGGAGUGCAGCUCACCACAGCAAUUUGAGGAUUAAAAAAGACCGGGACAAAAACCAAUCCCCAUACUCUUCACAAUGGCACUUUUUGGUCUUGCUAAAUUGGAGGCUCGACUGCCGUUGCUUUUCCUUAUCUUGACGAUGUUCGUGUGUGUGCUAGACUUUGCCGCAGCCACAAUCCAAGGAUACGUUGGAGAAAAAGACCCGAUAUGCCCAUCUGUGUGUAGAUGCGAUGAAGACUUCAUCUACUGUAAUGAUCGUGGCCUGAGCUCCAUCCCCUCACUGCCGGCUUCCGCAUCUGUCCUCUACCUUCAAAACAACCAGAUAAACAACCCAGGCCUUCCCACUUCCUUGGAACGCCAGCUUACUGUACAUGUAGUCUACCUCUAUGACAAUGAACUGGAUGAAUUCCCCGUGCAAUUGCCACCGUCCGUCCGCGAGUUGCAUUUGCAAGACAAUAACAUCCGCACGAUUCCUCGUAGCGCUCUGGCUCGGAUGCCGCUACUGGAGAAGCUCCACUUGGACGACAACUCUAUUUCCACCGUCAGCAUUGAGGACCAGGCUUUCGCAGACAACCCCCGAUUGCGCCUUCUUUUCCUCUCCCGUAAUCACCUAUCUAGCAUCCCUUCAGGAUUGCCCGCAUCUCUGGAAGAACUCCGUCUGGACGACAACCGGAUCUCCACUAUUCCUACGCACGCCUUCCGUGGCCUCACCUCACUGAGAUGUCUUGUUUUGGAUGGCAAUCUGUUGGCGAAUCAGCGCAUUGCUGAUGACACAUUCUCACGUCUGUCCAACUUGACGGAGUUGUCCUUAGUCCGUAACUCCCUUCAGACUCCGCCUGUCAACCUUCCCAGUGCCCAUCUCCAGCGCCUCUCGCUGCAGGAGAAUGCCCUGAUUCACAUGCCCCGCGGCUCUUUGGAUGGCAUGCACAGGCUGCAAAGGCUGGACCUCUCUGGAAAUAAUCUCACCACCCUGCCACGGGGACUGUUCAAAGAUCUGGACAACUUAGGUCAGCUGCUGGUGCGAGGUAAUCCUUGGCACUGUGGCUGUAACUUGCGGUGGCUAUAUGAUUGGUUACACGCCCGUGGUAAUUCAAUCACAGUGAGAGGUCUCACCUGCCAGGGGCCUGAAAGGGUGCGAGAAAUGGCCUUGAAAGACCUGACUACUGAGAUGGAGGAGUGUGAAGUGGUGAGGACCGCUGGGACUAAAGACCGAGCAAGUAUUGGUGGAGCAGAUAGUUCUACCACCAACACACCUUCCCAAGGUUCCCUCUUCACCCUCCGGUCAAAGCGUCCCGGUCUGGGGCUUCCUGACUCCGGCUUGGACUACACUCUCAGCAGCAGUGGUGUCGGGAAGAGUCUGGCUCUCAAUGUUAAGCCUCUCUCUCAAAGUAGUGUCCGUGUUACCUGGAGUGUAGCGCAGCCAAGUUCUUCCUUCAGGCUCAGUUGGCUCCGACUGGGUAUCGGUAAUGCCAUGGGAUCAAUCACGGAGACGUUGGUCCGGGGUGAUCGUCGGGAGUAUCUGCUUACCUCCUUGCAACCGCGCUCAAGCUACAUCAUCUGUAUGGUGCCCCUGCCUGCCAGCUCAGAGAAUAAAGGCGGGGUUUCAGGAGAAGCUGACUCUGAUGAAGCUCUGGUGUGUGCAAAAGCGGAAACCGCUGAUCCCAGCCCAUUGGAGGAAGACGAAGAGAAUAAUUCACAACCUGUGACAGUGCUGCCCCUGACAGGGAUUAUUGGUGGGGCUACUGCAAUUGUAUCUUUGGCACUUAUUUUUGCCAUCUUUUGCUGGUACGGACGCAGGAGUGGUCACUUGUGUUCCCGAGACCAUUACACUCGCAACGGCUCCCGCAAAAGCAAGAAUUAUGACGACUACAUUGAGUCAGGCACCAAGAAAGACAAUACCAUAUUAGAGAUCCGCGGUCCGGGGUUGCAGAUGACACCAAUGUCAGCUUGCCAGCCAAUGCAGCCUAAGCCCUUACAAGAGGAUUACAUCAUUCAUACCAUAUUCCCGUCCAAUGGCACUGGCCUGUACAAAGGUGCCAAUCAUAUGUCCAAUGCGAGGCACAGCACCAACAGGGGUUACAGAGAAGGAGGAAUCCCAGACAUAGACUACUGUUACACAUGAUGUAUUGUACCAGAUCCUGACCACAGAAUCAUUUGUAAACUGUAUCAGAUGCACAAUAUUCCUCCACAUGGACACUUCGGAAGCACCCUUCUGUGCCUUUGACUUCUGGUAUCCCAUUCCAUAUUACCUGUUGUUUUCUGCAACAAGAAAACAGUAUGUGAUUAUCUGGACCUGAAACUGUGUGGGGACAGUUCACUGCUAGGAGCAGACAAAACAUCCUUUGUGUAAAUGCGCAGUGGACCGUUUCUUGACAUCUUAGUAAUGGCCCGUGUAUGUUUUACUGUGUAUGCUUCCUCUCUGUGACAUGUAAGCAAAGAAUGUAUACACUGUGGAAAGAUUGGACGAUAGUGGAGACUGCUUAUCCCUUCUCAAACAGGAGUCGCUAUCUUGAAUGCAAAUUAUGAUGAACUGACAUUUCUGGCACUCAUCUCCUUCUCACUAAUCGGUUACAGUAUGAAAUUUCAUCGAGUCGUUGGUGCAAACGCCUCAAUUCUAUCGUUGUGCCCUACCAGCUAUCCAGGGAAAGGGCUUUGCAAAGCUGUGAAUUGUUCGAAUUCAAAAAUGAAAUAGCCACUUGUCUUAAAGUAAAGCUUGUCAUGCCCUUUUUCAGUUUUAGGCAGGAUGAAGAUUUUUUUGACUGGUCAGCCUUGGUCAUACCUCAGAUCAUUCACAUUCAAGCAUCGCCGCGUUGCACUAAUGCCAUGGGACGCGACAUGAGCGUGUAAUUACAUUUGGUAUUGAGUGGAUUGUUUGAAAAUGUUAUUUGUUUUGAAACCAUUGAUUUGUAGAUAUCACAUCAUACUGCACAGCUUUUUAUUUAUUUUGUUUCAUAUGUUUUUGUCGACACUGAAAUGCUCUUUAAAAUUGCUCACCCUUAUAUUUCUCAUUUAUGAAACCCACUCUUGAGACAUUCAAUUGUUUCUGUCACCAAUGAGUUUUUUGGAAGGCGAGGAAGGCAAGGCAAAAUCGUGGAGGGCCCAAGUGCAGGGGAGCAGGGAGGCAAGGCAGGAGUCCCAAAAGAUUAUAUUUGAUUUCCAAAAAAAAGGGGCAAACAAGGAACUUGGAUAAAGCAAACUCAACUAAGUCCCAAAACUGAUGAUCAAAGUAACAAAGAAACACUUGAACAAACCUAAAACUGGAAACAAAACACGACUGGUAACGAAGACAUGGCACAGACGGAGACAAUGACAUGCUACAAUGACAAUGAACCGACAAGAACUGAAAGAAACCAGGGAACUAAAUACAAACAGAUUGACGAGACAACGAGGAACACCUGGACAAGACACGAGUGCCUGGAGAGAGCUGAUUGGUCGACACAAGGUAGAAGGUUGACGACAACGGGUGGACACAAUAACUAAAUGAGCACACGACAAACAUGGAACAAAACUAAACACAACCCAAACCAAAACAGUUUCACCUAAAUAGACAAAGGGGUCUCCGGGUUUACACAGUAUAUUAUAUGUAUUUUUAAAUAAGAACCCAUGCAAAGUACACCUCAAGGCAACAACUUCAAUUUGGCAUCUGCUGAUUACUCUUUGCCUAGGUUGUGGACAAACCGAAUCGGAAAGUAACAAAUUGAACUGGCCCGGAAGUGUAUUGGGAGCUUCCUGUGUGAGACAAAUCCUCGCAAGAAUGAAAAAUUAGGCAUCACAUUUGACCUACACAGCGGGCUAUCCAAGCCACGGGCAAGUGGAUCGACUGGGGGAGCCAUUCAAAGACGAUAGGCUGAUGAAAAAGGGUUAUUGGUGUUUGUUCUUUGGAUAGUAAAAGACUCGUUCUGACAUUUUUAUUACCUCGUGGCACUGAAAUUGUAUGAGCACUUAGCGGAGAAGAGGAAUAUAAAUGUAAUGAGAGACACAGUGGAGGGUAAAGUUACAUCUCCAGACAGUGACAAAGCCCGUAAAUUGAUAGCUUUGUCGUGACGAAGCUCAUCCAUGCAUUAAUAUGUUUGUCAUUCACGAAUAGCUGUGAAUUGGGCCUCGGGCUUAAUGUUGUUUACUACCAUGUUACUUCCAAAAGGGAAACUAGUUGUGCUUCCUUCAUUGUUGUGCCUGCCUGAGUUUAAAAAAAAUAAAAAAUUAAAAAAAAAGUGGUCUCUGACAACAUGUCAGAGCAAUUUAUAAUUCUUCUUGCUGCCACAAACUCCCAGCCCUGGAUAAUUCUAUUUAAAGGAAUGUUGACAUUCUGUAAUUGCUAUUUUGCAGUCAUAAUAAACUAGAGAUGUGAAUACUAUUGAAAUAAUUGUUUAACAGAAGUGCCAUUGAUCCGGUCUCCAAUUAUUUAUGGUCGAGAGAAGAACAACAUCACAGCAGCUGUGGGAAUUUGAGCAAAAGCCACAUUAUGGCGACUCCUCCGGGCAGCAUUAGUCAACGCGAGACAGGCAUCGAAACAGACGUUCAGAGCAUUCCGAGAGAGAGAGUCUAUCAUGCCUUUACAGUCAUUUCAAAAAAAAAAAAUGUGUUAAUUGACCCCCCCCCCCCCCAUACUCAAUCAAAUAAAAAGCCCAUCUCUAAUACAUACCUUCUCAUCAUUUGUAUAAACAUAGUCAUGGCCACAACCAUUUUUUUCCCCUCUGAAACUACAGAAAGUAAAGGGUGCCAUACAUUUGCAUAAGGUGUACAUGUGAAAUGCAAAUUUGAAUUUGUGUGACAUCAGAUGGAAUCAAUAAAGGUUUUAUAAUCUUGUUA
Molecule: messenger RNA, 5501 nt
Organism: Phycodurus eques (leafy seadragon)
Lineage: Eukaryota; Metazoa; Chordata; Actinopteri; Syngnathiformes; Syngnathidae
Gene: flrt1a
Product: fibronectin leucine rich transmembrane protein 1a
Exons: 4
Coding region: 769-2814 (681 amino acids)
Molecular function (GO): protein binding
Source: RefSeq, a predicted model, not a curated record